AUGAACGAUCACGGGAGCUUGGUCGCGGCGAUCAAAGAGCAUGGGGAGGUGGUGAUCAGCGCCGUCGGACACGGCAGGCCGGAGGACCUGGACGGCCAGCUUAACAUCAUCGAAGCGAUAAAGGAGGCAGCUGGAUAUGUCAAGCGGUUUGUGCCAUCUGAAUUCGGCUGUGACCCGGAGUACGCCGAACGGACUCUGGAGCCGGCGAAGAGCAUGCUAGCGUCCAAGCUUCGAGUCCGGCAAGCCAUCAGAGACGCUGGGAUUCCCUACACUUCCAUCUGCAGCAACUGGGCUAUUGGCUUGCUCUUGUCGACGCUCGUCAAUUUCGGGGAGAAUGGCCCUUUGAGCACCGGGGUGAACAUCUUCGGUGAGGACAAAUCUCGAGUCAUUUCUAAGGUCUCUGGGUCGAUCUUUGUCCACGAGAAGGAUAUGAGCAUGCUGGCUAUAAGAGCCGUGGACGAUCCAAGAACACUCGACAAGGUCCUGUACGUACGCCCUCUCACGAACAUGCGCUCCUUCGGCCAACUCGUCUAUCUUCUGGAGAAGAGAACUGGCAGGACACUCGAGAGGCACUACGUCCGAGGACGUGCGAGGAGGCCGUCGGGGUGGCUCCCCUGA
Brachypodium distachyon (stiff brome) is the source of this 618-nucleotide messenger RNA. Its product is annotated as isoflavone reductase homolog IRL1-like. The record is from RefSeq and is a predicted model, not a curated record. NCBI's taxonomy places the organism in Eukaryota, Viridiplantae, Streptophyta, Magnoliopsida, Poales, Poaceae. The transcript has 3 exons. The coding region runs from base 1 to 618 and encodes 205 amino acids.